AUGGCUACCGUGGAUGUGGUCGAACUCACGGACACGAUGACUGACACAGUCGUCGUCCAUGGAAGAACAACUGGCGAUGGAGAAAAAGUCACAGUAGCAACAGAUGCUAUGCUUCAUCGUUUUGACAGAGACAGGGCAGCCAAGGUUGCCGCAGCCGAGAUCGUACCAAAAGCACGAGCUAAACGGCAUGCUGCAACGCUUGGUGCUAUCCGCAGGCUGUAUGAGGAGCGUAACAGCAACGGCAUGAAGAACCUGGUUUUCUCUACGCUCUUUAAUGGUUAUACGCAUUUGCCUUCGGAUCAGGAUCUCCACGACCUAGCUGUGGAUCAAUUUCCUCCCAGGGCGACGCUCAAGGCUCAGGUCUGCGACUUCUAUCCGGACCACGCGGAAGAAAAAGAGGUCGCUCUUGGAGAUAUUGAAUCCCAGUGGCAAGAAAAGCCUCACGGUGUUCAAGUUCGGUGGAUACAUGUCCCAGUUGGCAGAGGAAUUUAUCAUUCCUCUAUUGAGGACUUGUUUCGACACGCAAGCAAUGAGGAGCCUCGCCCAUUUAACAACGCUGGCCAUGUUGGUUUUGCGUAUGUCGAGCUGGACAAUUUGAAUUUUCGGCAUCGUGAAGAGGUCGAGGAUCUCCGAGACACAUACUGCUUGCUCUCAAGAUUGGACCAUCUAUCUAGGUCUGCUCCUGAUUCAACAGAUGAUGAUUUGUCUCCCCAGACUUCCAAAACAUCGACUGGGCCUGAGCCACUAGACUGGGAGUGUCAUCGAGGUGAUAGAAAUCCAAAAUUGCGAGGCGACCUAGAAUGGCGAGCAGAGCACCUUAACACCGAGCUCACCUUCUGGGAGUUAGUUGCCUCUGACAUGCCUUGGCAAAUCUCUGAUGGCCUCCCAAUAUGCGCCAGUGGGCCGCUUGGACGAAUCAAGCCAGUCAUAAACAGCUAUGAUUUUCGAAUUCUCUCCAGUCACCCGGCGUUUCUUGAUGCCCAACUCGUUCGGAAUGAAUUUCGAUUUUUCCACAGAAGCGAUGGCUUUCUUUUGACCAUGUCUGCGGCGAAAGGCGUUAACUACCUGGAUGCCCGACUACGAGAAUAUCUCCGGCAGUCUCCUGAUGACAUCUUGCUGAAUCCAGGGGCUUCGGCUGUGGGUCAAACACUGCGGGAAUUCGCCUCAACAGGAACGAGCACUUGGGAAAAGCCAACAGCUGAAUGGCUUGUUGUCCACCUCGCGACCGAAAUAGGCACUUGCCCACACAAUGACACUCUGGGCCAUAACCAGAUUUCGGUGGUGGAAGCCUACCAGGAUAUUCUUCGUGAUCUUAAACUGCGUACCUAUGAACCGUGGAGACGUGACGAGACUGUUCGGCUGAUGAGGACUUUUCUGCAGUGCAUGGAGGAGAUCAGGUUUAUUAGCAAGAUGCUUGAGUCGAGGCAAAAUCUCUUUACUCGGUUGAAGGAAGAUAUUAAGAAACAUGACGAAGAGGAUCGAAACCACGGCAUACCACACAACCCCGACGGCGAGUCUUGUAUGCAUAGGGUUGAUUGGACUUUGGGCAAAAUUCGACAACAGCGUGAUGACAUUGAAAAUAUUGCCCACGAAAUUAAAAAUUCCAUGAACGAUCUUCUCCAACUUCGUACGAUCGAACAAAAUGAACUCACUAUUGUCCGCGACAGCCAGCAGCGUGCAAUCAUGCUGUUUACCGCAGUGACCGUAAUCUUCCUCCCGCUCUCCUUUUGUACUUCCUACUUCGGCAUGAACCUACAAGGAAUCUCCGACACUGCUCGUUCGGAACGGUACUUCUGGUACGUCUGCGGCACGGCCGGAUUUGCCAUAGUAAGCGUCAUUUCCAUUUAUGCUUUUUGGCACCCGGUGAAGGAUUAUUUGAUGGUCCUGCGGGAGCAGCGGAAGUCGAAGCGCUUUACAAGGGAAGAGAGGAAGAGAAGACUAAAAAGGAGGAUCUCGAGUGAAAAUGUGUAG
Messenger RNA from Histoplasma mississippiense, 1971 nucleotides. RefSeq lists its product with no specific name. The transcript has 8 exons. Lineage: Eukaryota; Fungi; Ascomycota; Eurotiomycetes; Onygenales; Ajellomycetaceae. Gene Ontology annotation, biological process: transmembrane transport; metal ion transport. Gene Ontology annotation, cellular component: membrane. Gene Ontology annotation, molecular function: cobalt ion binding; cobalt ion transmembrane transporter activity; magnesium ion binding. The record is from RefSeq and is a predicted model, not a curated record. Bases 1 to 1971 code for a protein of 656 amino acids.